AAAGCAACUAAAUGUACACGUUACUGGAGUUUUAAGCCACGGUUUGAAUAAAAAAUAUCUGUUUACAGACCUACACCAGUACAAGCAUGAUUCCAAUCUCACAUUGAACGUUUUGAUGAAAGUACUUUGGAAUCACUCAAAGGGAAAAUCAUUGCCACCCGUUCUGUAUCUACAAGCAGACAACUGUUUCAGAGAAAACAAGAACAAGUUUGUGCUGUCUUUCUUAGAGCUUUUAGUCAGGCGUCGGAUUUUUUAUGAGGUGCAGCUUUCCUUUCUUCAUGUUGGGCAUACCCAUGAAGAUAUUGAUCAGAUGUUCAGUGUCAUUGCUGAUAAUCUCAGGCACAAAGAUGCUGCCACACUCCCAGAGAUGAGUGACAUACUCUACAGUGCAGAAGAACUGAGAGGCUGUUUUGACAUAUCUGGAUGGUUAUCUCCAUGCUUAAAAGGAGUUAAAUACCACACAAGGACAAAUACAUUCAGGUAUAGACUCAAUGAAAUGACCGGAGAUGUCCACAUCUACUACAGAAAGAAUGUGGACCAUUCAUGGAAGACUUUGAACGGCAGUUUCUUUAAACAAAGGGUUGACGGAUCCAUAAUGAUGCCAACAGCUGCACCACCUUUGUUGUUGGCAUCAUUUGAAAAGAUCGAUAUCCAAAAUAUUAAGAAGAGCUUGUCGAUUUGGUCAAAGAUGAUGUCCGUAUCAGAAAAUACAUGGUGGGAAAAGUUCAUUUCAUUGUUGGGUCAAAGUCAAGGAAAUACAAAUAGUUAUUCAAGGAAAGGGGCAAUUUGGUAUCUACCCAAGAUUCCCAACUAUAACCCACAUGCCCUUCAGGACACGGAAAACAACCAUCCUGCUGUCCCUGAAGAUUUACAGAGACUGCUUACAAAUGAAGAUGAAAAUCCAGAGGUCUUCUUGAGUGAUUAGUUUGGUGCCUUUUCCAGAGAUCUGCUUUGCAUGUACUUUGUUCAUUUCAUAUACCAAACAGGAGUAAAACAUGUUAUAUCAGUCCCAAAUUUCUGCUUCUAUCACAUUUUGCUUGAUAUUUCAAUAAUCAUAAAUUCCUUUUUGUCCAAACUGAUAAUUAUGGUCAUUUUCUUAUUUACUGUACUUUUAUUUUUAUAUUUUUUAUCCUUAAAAAUGAACAAAUGUCCAAUGUGAACUUGUAUUUUUAAAAAAUGUACAAUUGAGUUUAGAAUAGUUUAGAGUACUGGUGUUUUUAGAAAGAUUUGGAAAACAGGAGUUUUCCUACACAAAUUUGUGCACUCUGAUAGUGUGACAGCUGUAGUAAUGUAGAUGUUAAAAUGAUGGAGUCACAAUUUAAAAGUUGUAGGUUCCACGUGUAAGAUUAAUGUACUUUAUAGAUUCGUAGAUCUGACAAUUAAUAAUGUCGGAAGAAUCAUGGUCUCAUGAUUUAUUUUAGAAAAACAUUUUUCAUGAUUUUUUGGAGAUCAAUGAAAAACAUAUACUUUGAAUCAUGUACAUGUUGGAAUAGGAGAACUGCAUGUUAAUCGUAAUUUGUAGUGUACAAUCCUUGAUAUAAGAAGAAAAUAACUCAAACAACUUAAGAGAAAAUGUUCCUUAAAUUCUGCAUUUGAAGAGAAUUGUGAAAAAGGGUAGAGUAAUAUUUCUCAAAACACUUAGUAUUAUGAUUUAGUUUUACAACUUUUCUAUAAAAAUUUUGAAAGAGAGGAACGUUCCUCAAAUAAAUGCUUGUUAAUAUUUUGAUCAUUUGAAAUUGGGAGAGGAACAUUCCUCAAAUGAAUGCUUGUUAAUAUUUCAUUUCAAUCAUUAGAAAUUGGGAGAGGAACGUUCCUCAAAUGAAUGCUUGAUAAUAUUUCAAUCAUUAGAAAUUGGGAGAGGAACGUUCCUCAAAUAAAUGCUUGUUAAUAUCUCGAUCAUUAGAAAUUGGGAGAGGAACGUUCCUCAAAUGAAUUCUUGUUAAUAUUUCAAUCAUUAGAAAUUGGGAGAGGAACGUUCCUCAAAUGAAUGCUUGAUAAUAUUUCGAUCAUUAGAAAUUGGGAGAGGAACGUUCCUCAAAUAAAUGCUUGUUAAUAUCUCGAUCAUUAGAAAUUGGGAGAGGAACGUUCCUCAAAUAAAUGCUUGUUAAUAUCUCGAUCAUUAGAAAUUGGGAGAGGAACGUUCCUCAAAUGAAUUCUUGUUAAUAUUUCAAUCAUUAGAAAUUGGGAGAGGAACGUUCCUCAAAUGAAUGCCUGUUAAUAUUUUGAUCAUUAGAAAUUGAGAGAGGAACGUUCCUCAAAACAUUUGAUAAUAAGAUUCAUGCCUGGUUUUUACCAUUUUUCACAGCUUUGAAGGAAGGAGAAACAUUUCUUAAGUGCAUUUGAAUUAAGGAGAGGAACGUUCCUCAAAUUAAUGCUUCCAUUUGUAAGGAACGUUCAUUCAAUCAAUGAAUAAUUAGAUUCAAGAAUGAUUUUCACAAUUUUACUGUGGAGAGGAACAUUUAUUAGAGUUAAUGUUACAAUAUAAAUUCUGUACCUUCAAUUUAUAGGAUGAGGAACGUUCCCCAAACUCAUUGAAUUUGGAACUGUAAAAUAUCUUUAUAGAAAUAAAGAUACGUAUCUAUAUACAAAAGUUUAAGAUUUGUUUGUUAUGAAAUUGUUUGAUAUGACUAGAGGAGUCGCAUUUAAUGAAACUAGAGUCAUUUUGGCUUGAAAUUCAAAAAAUGGGGUCAAAAAAAAGGAAUUUUGAUUUUCCUUUUUUGAUUUGGAUUGUGUUG
Molecule: messenger RNA, 2735 nt
Organism: Magallana angulata
Lineage: Eukaryota; Metazoa; Mollusca; Bivalvia; Ostreida; Ostreidae
Exons: 5
Coding region: 116-925 (269 amino acids)
Source: RefSeq, a predicted model, not a curated record